CUUCCGCUCAACGUCACGACGACAACCACGACGCCAUCACCAGUCACAAUGGCCGCUUCCAAGAAGGAGACUCCCCGCACCGGGCUGGCAACCGGUCUCAACAAGGGCCACAAGACCACCGCCCGCGUCAGCAAGCCGCGCGUGAGCCGCACCAAGGGCCACCUUAGCAAGCGGACUUCUUUCGUCCGUGAGCUCGUCAAGGAGGUUGCUGGCCUCGCUCCCUAUGAGCGCCGCAUCAUCGAACUUCUCCGCAACAGCAAGGACAAGCGUGCCCGUAAGCUCGCCAAGAAGAAGCUGGGCACCUUCGGCCGCGCCAAGGCGAAGGUUGAGGACAUGAACCGUGUCAUCGCCGAGUCUCGCCGUACCGGCCACUAAAGCGCCGCGUCGCUUUUUGGGAUGCCACUAUAAACCGGACGCCGAGGGAUUGAUGACGGAUUCCGGGGGAGGGACACCGGUGUUGAGGGCCUUGCUCUCCCGGCCAGCACCCUUUGGCUUUGCGCUCAGAAAAGAGCUCGCCAUCUAGACCAGACCAAAAUCGACCUCGCGAUUGUCUUUGAUACCCUAUUUACCAUAUCACAUGUGGUGAAUUCAUGAAACUUGUUCCGAUGGCUUGCAUAUUUCUGUCUCCAGAUGUGAACCUAAGGUACCUGCUUCAGCACUGUCA
This is a messenger RNA of Chaetomium fimeti, 664 nucleotides long. Its product is annotated as ribosomal protein L36e. The transcript is spliced from 5 exons. Lineage: Eukaryota; Fungi; Ascomycota; Sordariomycetes; Sordariales; Chaetomiaceae. Gene Ontology annotation, biological process: cytoplasmic translation. Gene Ontology annotation, cellular component: cytosolic large ribosomal subunit; ribosome. Gene Ontology annotation, molecular function: structural constituent of ribosome. The record is from RefSeq and is a predicted model, not a curated record. The coding region runs from base 49 to 375 and encodes 108 amino acids.